AUGCGUCUAAUACGACCACUAACGACUAUAUUUAGAAAAACUGUUCUGUCGAAUAAAAGCAUUCAGUUGCGACAUCCUUUUACCACUGCGCUUGUUUGGAGAGCCAUGGAAGACAAGGAGUCAAUAAAAAAAAGAUUAACGCCACUCCAAUAUCAUGUCACACAGGAAAGAGGAACUGAGAGACCUUAUACCGGUUGUUACAAUAAAUUUUAUGAGGAAGGCCUUUAUGUGUGUAUAGUUUGUAGACAGGAUUUAUUUACAUCAAAAUCAAAAUAUGAUUCUGGAUGUGGUUGGCCAGCAUUCAAUGAUGUUCUAGCUAAGGAAAAAGUAACAUUACACCAGGAUACCAGUGCCGUUGGGGCGAAUAUAUUACUGGUUUUAACACGACCAGGUAUGGUGCGAACUGAGGUGCGAUGCUCCAAGUGCUCAGCUCAUCUUGGACAUGUGUUCAAUGACGGGCCGGCCCCCACCAAGAAACGUUUUUGUAUUAAUUCGGCAUCUAUUGACUUCAUACCGGCGGAAGAGAGAAAUGAUUAG
Pieris macdunnoughi is the source of this 537-nucleotide messenger RNA. The record is from the annotation of a GenBank genome assembly. NCBI's taxonomy places the organism in Eukaryota, Metazoa, Arthropoda, Insecta, Lepidoptera, Pieridae.